Macroventuria anomochaeta is the source of this 717-nucleotide messenger RNA. RefSeq lists its product as uncharacterized. The transcript has 6 exons. The record is from RefSeq and is a predicted model, not a curated record. The coding region runs from base 1 to 717 and encodes 238 amino acids. NCBI's taxonomy places the organism in Eukaryota, Fungi, Ascomycota, Dothideomycetes, Pleosporales, Didymellaceae.
AUGUUCAUCAAGACUGAGCCCAUUCCCAUGACGGGCAGUGCCCGCAAUUCGCUCAUAGCCGUCUCGGUGUUAUGGGUCGUGUUCGCUACCACGGUUGGCUUUCGGUUUCUGGGUCGGAUUUGUGGAAUAGGUCCUGGUCUUGAUGACGUUUUAUCAGCUGUAGCCUUGAUCUUGGCUGGCAGCACAAUAGGUAUGAACGCUGUGUUGUUCACAAUAGGUAUGUCCGGCAGUACUACACGAACGAACGCUGCAGUAGUGAUAAGGCUUAAGGUGUCGGAUGGAAUUUUGACCCUACAUCUCCAGUAUUUUCAAAGUAUAACCUUUGCAUUCAUGCUGAUCUACAUCUGGUGUCCUGCAGCCCUCAAGAUAGGCCAGCUCGCCCUCUACUUUGCUGUGUUGGCCUGCUUCGGUUUGGGAGGUGCUUGUGUGAACAUUUCUUUGGCCAGGUUCAUCCAAAUCUACGCCAUCGAUCUCAUCGGUAACUUGACUGGAACCUCGCUCACAACCUUCAUGCUCUGCACCGUCGAGCUCAUGUUGGCAGGUUUGUGCACCAACAUCCCCAUGCUUCAGCCUUUCUACAUACGUUUGAGAGUCAAGUACAAGUCCUCGUCGAUGAGCAACUCCGGCGGACAGGGUUCGCACAAAGCGUCAGGAUCAAGGCAGUUGGGAGCUGUGCAAGUCAGGCCAGCGAACUACAUGGCAUGGAUCGAGUGGUGA